Molecule: messenger RNA, 1262 nt
Organism: Colias croceus (clouded yellow)
Lineage: Eukaryota; Metazoa; Arthropoda; Insecta; Lepidoptera; Pieridae
Exons: 1
Coding region: 1-1245 (414 amino acids)
Biological process (GO): protein polyubiquitination; protein autoubiquitination; protein monoubiquitination
Cellular component (GO): cytosol; nucleus; ubiquitin ligase complex
Molecular function (GO): ubiquitin conjugating enzyme binding; ubiquitin protein ligase activity; cyclin binding
Source: RefSeq, a predicted model, not a curated record
AUGUUGGUGAAAAAUAUAUUUGUCGAACUACGGUCUCGUCUGAGAAGCUGUAACGUGUAUAUAACUACCAAUAUUGAUUUUAGUAAGAAUUGUAAUUUGAAGAUUAGUAUACAAGCCAAUUGUAUUGUUCUCAACUAUUAUAAUAAUAGAUUGAAACGGAGUGAUAGUCUCUCGUCGAUAGAGAGUCUCUCUGAUUAUUCCGAUGAUGAUGAAAAUAAUGUCACAUGUAGCAUUCCUAUCGAGGAAUUUUGCUAUGUAAUUCCAAACUCUAUGUCGUGCCUCAAAAUUGACAAAAAUACUAUAUCGUUCAGGAUUCUGACAGAACCAAAAAAUGGCAGUUUCUAUUCAGAGUUUUUGUCGCCGAGCUCACUGGAAAAUAAAAUUAAAGUGUCCACUAUGGUAAUUAAUUUAAAAGCAAAUGAAGAAGUUAAAAUUAUCUGUGGCAAUUGUUCAAAUGUAAUUUCCAACGAUGGUAUCAAAUUUGACAGGAUUCUGGAGUUGCCAACCUCAAAUUUGGAUAUGUCUGAAUGGUUCUGUCACGGCCACGGACACAGUCAUGGCAACACUUCAAGCAACAUAGAAAUAAAACCAAAUAAGUUAGAUUUUCUGUACCGAUUAACUUUCUUUGUAGUAAACAAUAGUACAUUAGCGGAAAAGACAAACAAAUUCAAUAUGCGUAGAUCAAUUUAUCAUUGCAACCGUUGCUUAGCGUGGCUCGGCUUAAAAACUAAGGAUACAGUGAAACUUUACAAUUCCGAAGUGAAAUUAUUACAUAAUAAUAUAGAAAAGUACGCAUUUACUCAAAAAAAUAGUACAGAUAAUAAUAUAAGCAUAGAUGAUUUUAUAUUUACAAUAGAAAUGAUGAUGAAUGAAUUCAAUUUAGGGCUCCAGUACACAGUUAUGUAUAAAAUAGUUUUGGAAUGCGCGUUUUCUGCGGCUAAUAAACAGUAUUUGCUUAUUUGGGUGAUGGAUAAGGAAUUGCAAGUACUGAGAAAUAAUGAUGACGUCAUACUGAACGAUAGAAUAAAACUAAAGUCGACGUUUUUGACGAAAAUUUUGUAUAAAAUCGAAACUAGUUUGAACGAGGAAGUAGAAGCAUGGUUGUCGGACCCAAGUGUGAUUUCCACAGACAUAUCUAAAACUAUGUUUUCUAACGGUGUUGAUCAUUUGCAGAAAAUGUCGUUGAAAGUACCAGAAAUGUUUAGAUAUACAAACGGAUUUUGUGUCAGUUACUUAAAGGUUUAAUAAAUUAAUUAUUUGUA